Anthostomella pinea is the source of this 1038-nucleotide messenger RNA. NCBI's taxonomy places the organism in Eukaryota, Fungi, Ascomycota, Sordariomycetes, Xylariales, Xylariaceae. The record is from the annotation of a GenBank genome assembly.
AUGUCAUCCUACCCUCGCCUCCCCGACGAGCUCAAGCUCCGAAUCUGGGAGUACGCCUUCGAGAACCUGACCCCCGGCGUCCACCAUUUCAAGAUCAUGACGGGCAAGGCCGAGGUAGAGCUUCGACCAUUCGCCGACGGCGGCCUCGACAACUCUGCAUGGCGCGAGCGACGCAAGAUCGCGGGCAUCUCCGGAGUUGCCGACGAUGCGAUUCGUCCUUUCGAGGACGGAAGAGUGGUAUUUAAGGACACCGCCCACCGACGCCGCAUCAAGACCGACGAGAACGGCAUCGAGGCCGCCAUCGACGGUACCAUGGAUCUCGUCUGCCUCCGAAUGACGGGAAACCAUCUCGACAUGCGCGCACUCAGCAACCGAGAUACCCAGGCCGUGUUUGCCGAUCUCACGCGCAUUGGAAUCGACUACAAGCUCUUCGCCGGCAACAAGGGAGCGGACGCCUUCGAGAACCAGUUCGCCUGUGUGUGUCCUCAGCGGAGUCACCAGGACAAGAAAUAUUGUCACUACGCUAUCGCGGAGUUCUUGCGCCAGUUCAAGGACCUGGAGUGCUUCUAUUUCACCUUUAAGCUCACCGCGGGCGAGAUCAUCGAGGCUGUGCUCGCCGGGGUACCCGCCAGAGGCAAGAAGCGGACUCACGGCGGCAAGACCAAGAACAGCGAGCCGGAGCCCCAGCCGGUGGCCCAGUCAGGCGCCAAGAGAGGUGCGAAGGUAAAGAAGCCUAAAGCCGGGCAGCUGAUCCCCGCGACCUUGAAGCGAUUCAAAGACAUCGGCAAGGAGAAAGACCUGGAAGUCUAUAACGACAAGAAGGGUACAUACUACGAGGUUCUCAGAGACGACACUAGGCGUGUCCUCGUCAAGCACCGAGACAUCUGGAGCCUCGUACUAAGCCUGCAGGGGAACUGGCAGCGCACCACCCAGCAGCUGCGGGAUGGGCCCGUGAAGCAGCAAGCGGCGAAGGUCAAGUUCAAGGUCUUGGUCUAUGCGGACAAUCGGUACUAUCCGCAGCCACCGGUCAUCAAGUAG